Morus notabilis is the source of this 390-nucleotide messenger RNA. RefSeq lists its product as uncharacterized. The record is from RefSeq and is a predicted model, not a curated record. The transcript is spliced from 2 exons. NCBI's taxonomy places the organism in Eukaryota, Viridiplantae, Streptophyta, Magnoliopsida, Rosales, Moraceae. Bases 1 to 390 code for a protein of 129 amino acids.
AUGUAUCAACGGUUGGUGGGGAGGCUUAUUUAUCUUUCUCACACUCGGCCAGAUAUAGCGUAUGCAGUGAGCGUGAUUAGUCAGUUCAUGCACAAUCGAAAGAAAGUUCAUUUGCAGGUGGCAUAUAGAGUUUUGCGAUAUCUCAAAGGGACACCAGGUAGAGGCAUCCUUUUUAAGAGGAAUGGAUGGUUAGUUCUUGAGGCGUACACAGAUGCUGACUAUGUUGGGUCAGUUAUUGACAGAAGAUCAACUUCUGAUUAUUGCACCUUCUUUGAUGGAAACCUAGUGACAUGGAAGAAAUAUGGGAUGAGAUAUAACCUUAUAAUUGCCGCUUCUGAGGCUAGGGCUUCUGUAUAUAAACCCAACCCAGGUGUAAUUGUAGUGCAAUAA